Messenger RNA from Tripterygium wilfordii, 3029 nucleotides. RefSeq names its product scarecrow-like transcription factor PAT1. Bases 1179 to 2822 code for a protein of 547 amino acids. Gene Ontology annotation, molecular function: sequence-specific DNA binding; DNA-binding transcription factor activity. The transcript has 2 exons. Lineage: Eukaryota; Viridiplantae; Streptophyta; Magnoliopsida; Celastrales; Celastraceae. Gene Ontology annotation, biological process: regulation of DNA-templated transcription. Gene Ontology annotation, cellular component: nucleus. The record is from RefSeq and is a predicted model, not a curated record.
UAGCUUGAAUGCCGAAAUUAUUUGUCUUUCUCUUCCUUCUGUGAAUGUUUCUGUGCACAGUUUAUUUUUUGGAGAAAAAGACCUGGAAUUCUUUGUUGGAAUUCAGUGGAUGACUCGGUAAUUCUGUAAAUGAAUUACUGAUGGAUUAUCGAAGUUUAAGUGUUUUCUGUUUUUGUUUGUGACAAUUAAGUCUUUUAACGUUUAUAGCACUGAUUCUUGUUGAUUAUGUGAAAUCUGUGUUCUUGUCUUGAUUUGAUUAUACAGCUCAUGUUAGUGAAUCUCAUUUAUGCCUUUUGAUUUAGUGUUAGUUGAAAUUGGAUGUUCAAUUUUAAGAUUUCUACACAACAAGUUUGUAAUAAUUACCAGAUUCAACAAGGUAACUGUAAUAGGGAAUCUGUAUCUUACUGGAGGUUACAUGGCCAUGGGUAUUUAUGGAGAUUUGGGACAUUUAACCUUCUGUAAGGAAGGAGAUGAGAGAUGAACUUUAGUGUGCCACCAAGAUGAAUUAAUCUUUUUCUGUGAGGUAUUUUACUUGAAAGGAAAUUUCCAUGCUGUGGAUUCUGCAGGAGUGCUUGUUGUAUGUGAUUUGGAGGGUCCAGUCCUAAAUUAAGGAAGAUAUUGACUCCAAGACCUCUGAUUAUAGGAGAAAAAAAUUACUUAGUAGUCUUAGGUGAUGAAUUAUUGCUGGUUUCUAGGAGAGUAAAAUCUUGUUUCCGUAACAUUAAUGAUAUCAAUUGUCAUGGUCACUACAUUGAUGAGAAUGCUGAUCAUGCUAAUUCUCGUAUUUAUGAUUUCACCGAGGAUGUGGAUGAUGAUAACGGAGAUGAAGUUGAUGAAAAUGAUCAUGUCAAUGAGGAUGGGAAACGUACCUUUAUAGCCUUCCCCCACUCAAUUCAUAAUGCAUAUAUCGACGAAAAGAUUUUGCUCCCCUAUGCAAUCAAUGGAAGCAGCAAUCCAGAUUAGGAAGGCAAGGUCAUGCAGAUAGGUAGAGGACCUUGGAGGGGGUGCUUUUAAUGUAAACAAAGCUCUCUAUUAAAGUGAAUGCUAGGUGCAGUAUUUUACUGGAAGGAAACAGGAUUAGACUGAGGACGAGCAGUUUUUUUGACAACCAUAUUUGAGUUCAUUUCUGUAAGCAUUCUGGCUUGGAAGAUAUUCCAUUCUUCGAAAUAAAGCCUUUGAUGAGAGCAUUGGAAUUUCACAGUAGCUGUUUGGACAAGUCUAGCAGAUUGUACUACCAGCCCAUGCAGCAAGUAGAUUCAUACUGCCUGCCGCAGUUUCAAAGUUUAGACCACCAGCGAUGCUACAAUGGCAGCAGCCAGGGAACCCACCUUGUUCAGAAUUCCCUAGAAUGGUAUUGCACCCUGGAGUCAUCUUCAGCGAGUGGUAGUUAUACUAUCUACAACUCUCCGUCAACUCUCAGAUUCUCCCCUAGUGGAAGCCCUAUGUCACAACAAGAGUCUCAGUCCUAUCCAUCUGAAACACACCAUUCCCCAGACAAUGCCUAUGGCUCUCCAAGAAGUGGAUCCUGCAUCACUGAUGAUGUUAAUGAAUUCAGGCACAAGCUGAGAGAACUUGAAAAUGUAAUGUUGGGACCUGAUUCUGAUAUUAUUGAUAGCAUUGAGAGUACCUUACAGGAUGGAUCAAACAACACCUCGUCAGGGAUAGAUGGCUGGAGACAGAUAAUGGAUACCAUUUCUAGAGGGGACUUAAAACAGGUCUUGGUUGCUUGUGCGAAAGUACUGUCAGAAGAUGAUCAUCUAACGGCACAAUGGUUGAUGGGCGAAUUACGGCAGAUGGUGUCUGUUUCUGGUGAGCCAAUCCAGAGGUUGGGAGCAUACAUGUUGGAAGGGCUUGUUGCACGGCAGGCCUCCUCAGGGAGUUCCAUCUAUAAAGCUCUGAGAUGUAAAGAGCCUGAAAGUGCUGAGCUCCUUUCUUACAUGCACAUUCUUUAUGAGGUCUGCCCUUACUUGAAAUUUGGAUACAUGUCUGCAAAUGGCGCAAUUGCAGAAGCCAUGAAAGAUGAAGAUAGAGUUCACAUCAUUGAUUUCCAAAUAGCUCAAGGGAGUCAGUGGGUAACACUAAUCCAGGCAUUUGCAGCUAGGCCUGGUGGGCCCCCUCACAUACGCAUAACUGGUAUUGAUGAUUCGACAUCAGCUUAUGCCCGUGGAGGAGGACUGGGUAUUGUUGGAAAGAGGCUGUCGAAGCUUGCUGAGUUAUUUAAGGUGCCUUUUGAGUUCCAUGCUGCAACCAUGACUGGUUGUGAGGUUCAGCCUCAAAAUCUCGGGGUUCGGGCAGGGGAGGCACUUGCUGUAAAUUUUGCAUUUAUGCUGCACCACAUGCCUGAUGAGAGUGUCACCACUGAAAAUCAUCGGGAUCGGCUUCUGAGGCUGUUCAAGGGCUUGUCUCCAAAGGUAGUGACCCUUGUUGAGCAGGAAUCUAACACAAACACUGCUGCUUUCUUCCCCCGGUUUCUUGAGACACUGGACUAUUAUACAGCUAUGUUUGAAUCAAUUGAUGUGACCCUUCCAAGGGAGCACAAGGAGCGGAUCAAUGUGGAGCAGCACUGCCUGGCGAGGGAUGUCGUUAACAUCAUAGCGUGUGAGGGACCAGAGAGAGUGGAACGGCAUGAGCUUCUCGGAAAGUGGAAGUUGCGCUUUAGAAUGGCAGGGUUUACUCCUUACCCUUUAAGCACCUUGGUGAAUGCCACCAUUAAAACACUGCUCGAUAACUACUGUGACAAAUAUAGACUUGAAGAAAGGGAUGGGGCUCUUUAUCUUGGUUGGAAGAACAGAGAUUUGGUCGGUUCUUGCGCCUGGAAGUGAAAGCUGGAACCAGUUGAUGCUCCUAUUUAGGAGCCCGGGCUGCUGGUCGAGGAAGAAAUUAUGCUGUUUUGCUUUUCUGUUUUCCCUUCUCUCUUUUUUUUAAUCUCCUAAUGGCUUUUGAGAAAGCUAUCAAAAUUGGGCAUUUCCCUUGAGACCAUUUCAAUGAUUUGGGUAUUUUCUUUCAUGAACUUCCCUGAGUUUUGCAAA